Molecule: messenger RNA, 1176 nt
Organism: Puccinia triticina
Lineage: Eukaryota; Fungi; Basidiomycota; Pucciniomycetes; Pucciniales; Pucciniaceae
Exons: 7
Coding region: 1-1176 (391 amino acids)
Source: RefSeq, a predicted model, not a curated record
AUGGACGCAGACUACCAGGACCUGUCAGCCCUGCUACGGUCCUAUGCAGCACUAGCACCAACCAACCCACGAGAGAUAGACUCACCGCCAUUCCCAACACGAACGUGGCUCGCCAGAACUGCAAACCAACUCAAACUGUACAAGCUACUGGUCACCGAAGAAGAACUCACUACGAACGCAGGAAGGCCCUGGAAACUGCUCUUCUGGAAGCGGGUCAUCCUUGAAAUCGAACGCGGAUUGGCGGCCGCUGAUCAGAAAACACAAGAGGAAGAAGAAAUCGAAGAGAAGAUCUUAACCUAUUACAUCUCACUCCAACAACAACCCGCAUUCCCAGAUAUAAGCCAGACAGAGAUCCAUACCUACUACUACGGCGAUCCGGGCGAUCGAAAGAGCUGGUCUAGAAUCGACUUACACGAAAACAAGGCGUCUAUCAGUCAAGGGACCACCGGCCUACGGAGCUGGGGAGCAAGUGUAUGUCUGGCCAACUACUUGAUCCUGAACCGACAUCUCCUCGAGGAGCAAGACAGCGUGCUCGAGCUGGGCAGCGGCACCGGCCUGCUCGGCAUCCUGGCGCACCAACUCGUCCCCACAAACCGGCUCUAUCUUACGGACUCAAAUCCCUCCGUCCUCGACCGUCUCCAGCUCAACAUCGACUUAAACUUCAAACGCUCGUCCCAGCGGAAUCUUGAUAGCGCUAAUAUCAAGGUGGUCGAGCUCGAUUGGAACCUGGCAUGCAGCAGCUCUGUCCUCCCAUCGCCGGUCAACCUGAGCCCCUCAACAUUGAUUCUUGGCGCCGAUGUGAUCUAUGACCCCGACCUCAUCCCGAGCUUGGUCCGCACAAUCAAACUCUGUCUCACCCAGCAUCCGGAGCCGAAGACCUCGCCACUAGAUCUUCCCGUAAACGAGCCACUCCCAUGCCGGCGCUCGCAUGCGUUGAUCUGUGGGCUGGUCCGCGCGCCGUCGACGUGGGAAAAAUUCCUGGAAACCUGUGGUAGCGAAGGGUUGGUUAUUGAAGCAGUACAGAUUGGGGAGUCGGUCGAGCUCGGAAGAGCCGACCGGCGGGGGAUCGUCUUUCCCCAAGCACUCGAUCGGGCGCUGCUCGACCUCCGCAUGGUCCGCUUAACCCUCCCACUUCCUUCUCCAACCGUGCCCGCCUCUGUCCAUCCUUGCAGCUAG